This is a messenger RNA of Doryrhamphus excisus (bluestripe pipefish), 16822 nucleotides long. The record is from RefSeq and is a predicted model, not a curated record. Lineage: Eukaryota; Metazoa; Chordata; Actinopteri; Syngnathiformes; Syngnathidae.
UGCUCCAUGGUGCAGAUGGCUUCACGGAGGGCAUCCGCUGUCUGGAACUGAUGCCCCUUAUUGCCAUCCAUCCAUCCCCAAAUGUUCUGAAUUGGAUUUAGAUCUGGAGAACAUGCAUCGUGGUCCAAAAGGAUGAGGUUAUUCCUCUGGAAGAAGUCCCCUCUCAGUCGGGAAUUGUGAAGUGCCCUGUUGUCCUGUUGGAAAAGCCAGUCAGUACUAACCACACAGAUGAGGACCUUCAGUCGUGACGGAUGCCCGCUACAGCAUCUCCCCAUAGCUAACUGCCGUUUGACGGCCCUGCACAACCUGAAGCUCCAUUGUUCCAUUGAAGGAAAAACCCACCCCAGAUUAUAAUGGCAGCCGUGUGGAAAACAUCUAAGGUGGGGUGUUCUUACAAUAACGUUGGAAGCCAUGAGGCGGACGUGGUCAGCAGGUGGAAAACUGACCUUCCAGAAACCGGAAGGGUGACGACUCCAUCCGAGCUCCGAGCUCGACGCUUCACCCACUUUACUCCAGCAGCCACAACCUGCUCUUCGGGAAAGGCUUCUGAUGGUUAUCGGACUGCACCAGUCUCCAGACUCCACCUCGAUUUGGACCGAGGAUCGUCCCGUGUCUUGACGGACAGCCAAUGGGAUCCUCCGGCUCAGGGUCGGGGACAUUUGGCUGGACCGCUUGACUUUUUUUCUUUGAAGAACUUUCAAAUGUCUCGCUGCGUCCAACCUCAGCUGGAGGGGCCUUGCGUGUCCAGCUCAAAAUCCCACCGCCAUCAAGAGAUCGCCACAGCGUGAAUACCCGGCACAAAGCAAGAUUUUGGCUUUGGGAGGUUCUGGUCUUACACUGUUGGUCAUCUGCUGAACAGCCUGUUUCACUCGAAUGCUUCUUAGCGAGACAUUGCUUCCUCAAAACAUCUCUUUGUCUCACUUCCAGUUCGUCUUUUUGCAUUUUGGAGCAUCUAUUUAGAACCUCCUAAAUAUAAAGUAAAGAUCCAACUUAUUAUAUGUUACUUAUUAUUCAAACCUCUAUGGCCCCCCUUUGCCCCAAUAGACACCUUCGUCCUUGGAGACGCCCAGUACUCUCUGCAGUUGUGUAAACAAGUCAUUUGGAUGAAUCAAAGUUGAAAGAAAGCCUUCAUGAAGGAUGCACAUCCUGGACUGCCGGUCCUUGCGGCAGAUCACAGCAAGUCUUGUUUACGUAGGUCUUACUUUCAUCUUUGGUUUUCCUCCUUAAAGCAACAGCGCCCGUGACGCCCGCUGAUGGCGUGAUGAUGAUGAUGAUGAUGCUGACUGUCACAGUGAAGGAUAACACUGAUGGAUAACAUGGCGUGCACCUGACGUCAUACAUUUUGUGUGCUAGGAAUACAAGUUUGAUGGGAAUGGUAAACUUCUAAAUCCUUCAAGAAACUAAGAACUUAACCUAACGAAGCAAAUCAACAUUUGCCAUCUUAUAUUUGCGUUCACUGUGUUCCGUGUGUACAUGUUGACACAGCCGUACGGCACUGCAGGAGACCCUUUCACACCGCCGGCGAUGUCCCGCUUGACUUCGCUCUUGGCUGCCUCCUAACCCAUCAGCUGUCACGCGUCCGAUGGGGUCACUUAGCACGUGAACGUGAGGACGUGAGCACAUUUCUGGAUCAAACAUGAGACAAUUGGUGAAUUGGAUCAAACACAAACGGAGCCACCUUAUUAAAACAUAUUGACUUGAUGAAUAAUAAGUCACACACACACACACACACACACCCUGGGUAGCUCCUCCCCUCCGUCCUUAUAAAGGCGCUGCUGGUCCAGGUGAGACUUCUCACUCGAGUUAGGGGUCUACACCAAAAACUACACCAAAAUGGAGCCCAGGGCCAUCUUUUGGACCUGGACUUGUUUGCUAGUCUUCCUGAUGCCAGUGAUCAGCUACCAGAAUGGUGCAGCCAUCUUUGACCUUCCAGUCAUGUCCUCAGCCAACGCGUCUCACGUGGGACAGGUGUGCUCCACCUGGGGCCGCACUCACUGGAAGACGCUGGACGGCUCCUUCUUCCAGCUGGCCUCCUCGUGCAACCACCUGCUGGCCGCCGACUGUCACAACGCCUACGAGAACUUCAACAUCCAGAUGAGGCGCAGGAUGGUCAAGGACGGCGGCGCCAUCGACGUCGUGCUGAUGAGGCUGGACGCCAACAUGGUGGAGCUCAGUCUCCACGGCGUGCGGCUCAAUGGGAAAAGGGUGUCCUUGCCCCUCAUCUCCUUUGGACUGACCAUCAAGGAGACCCCAUCCAGUGUCUUAGUGCAGACCAAACUGGGAGUCCAAGUGGUGUGGAACCUGGAUGACUCUCUAGAGAUUGAAAUUGCCAACAAGUACAAGAGUCUGACAUGCGGACUGUGUGGAAACUUUGAUGGCGUCAACAACGAGUUCAUGAAAGAUGGAAGGACAAUCUCUAUCCUGGACUACGCCGACAGUCACAGGGUUAGCGGACCAGCUGAGAACUGCGAGGACAAAGACCUGGUGCAGGACCCCGCUCAAGACUGUGGAGACCAGGAGCUGUGUGAGCAGUUCUUCUCCAGCGCUCCCUUCAGCAGCUGUCAAAAUCUUCUGGACGUGGACGCCUUCAUCAAAGUCUGCACGUCUGACACCUGCCACUCGUCCCACAACACCAGCGACUCGUCCCUCUGUCAGACCAUCUCAGAAUUCUCAAGACAGUGCGUCCACGCCGGCGGAGAGCCGGGAACAUGGAGGAACGCCACCUUCUGCCACAAGGAGUGUCCGUCCAGCAUGGAGUUCUCGGAGUGCAGCAGCUCGUGUCCUGACAGCUGCAGCAACCCCGAGGCCAGCCGCACGUGUGACACCCACUGUCACGAUGGAUGUGGCUGCCCCCCUGGCACGGUGCUGGAUGAUGUGGGCGACUCGGGCUGCGUUCCUGCUGACCAGUGUCCGUGUCUGCACAACAACCAAGUCUACCAGUCGGCACAGUCCUUCUCCUACAACUGCAGAACAUGUGUGUGUGAGAGUGGUCACUGGAGGUGCACGGAGGACAACUGUCCCGGGAGGUGCUCCUUGGAGGGCGGGGCCCACAUCAGCACCUUUGACGGCAAAGCCUACACCUUCCACGGAGACUGCACCUACGUCUUGUCGACGCACGCUAACGGCUCCUUGUACACGGUGCUGGUGGACCUGCUGACGUGCGGCCUGACGGACAGUCGGACCUGCCUCCAAGCAGUGACGCUGGCCUUAAACAGCAAGUCUGUGGUUGUUAAGAUUCACGCGUCUGGACGAGUCUUUGUCAACCACAUCCUCGCUCAGCUUCCUCUCUUCACAUCGGAGAUGAGCAUCUUCAGGCCGUCCUCCUUCUACGUCUUCAUCAGCACCAAGGCGGGCCUGAAGCUGGUGGUCCAGCUGUCCCCCCAGAUGCAGGUCUUCCUCUCAGCCCCCACCUCACUGAAAGGAAGCACCUCAGGCUUGUGUGGCAACUUCAACAACAUCAUGAGCGAUGACUUCCGGGUGAUGAGCGGCCUGGUGGAGGGCACGGCCGCCGCGUUCGCCAACACCUGGAAAACCAGAGGCAGCUGCUCGGAUGUCAAGACGCGCUUCGGACACCCCUGCAGUCAUGGCAUCAGCAAAGAGAGUUACGCUCAGUACUGGUGCUCCAAGCUAACCGACCCCAGCUCAGCCUUUGCCGCCUGCCACUCCGUCAUCAGCCCCGACACGUUCAAAGACAACUGCAUGUAUGACACCUGCAACUGUGAUGACACCGAGGAGUGCAUGUGUGCCGCGGCGUCCGCGUAUGUGUACGCCUGCUCAGCAGCCGGGAUCCAGAUCAGCGAUUGGAGGACCACCGUCUGUGGACGCUUCUCCUCAUGUCCGGCGGGCACGGUGUACGGAUACAACAUGAGCUGUUGCUCUCGAACCUGCCGCUCGCUCAGCCAGCCCGACUACUCGUGCCAGGCGGGCUUCACGGCGGUGGACGGCUGCGGGUGCUCCGAAGGAAGCUACAUGAACGAGCAGGGAAAGUGCGUGUCCCCCGCCGACUGUCCCUGUUACAUCCAAGACGCCGUCAUUUCUCACGGACAGGUGCUCAACAGCGAAGGAAGCGCAUGCAUCUGCAGACAUGGUGCCCUCAGCUGCUCUGGAGGAACGCCAUCACUGUCACAUGCUUGUGUGGCCCCCAUGGUCUACUUUGACUGCUCCACUGCACAGCCGGGGGCCACUGGCACCGAAUGUGAGAAAAGCUGCAGCACCGUGGACAUGGCUUGCAUCAGCAGCGGCUGCACCUCAGGCUGCAUGUGUCCUGAGGGUCUGCUGUCUGAUGGAGCGGGGGGCUGCAUCGCUGAGUCCAAGUGUCCGUGUGUGCACAAUGGGCAGGCCUACCAGCCUGGACACACUCUGAAGGUGGACUGCAACACCUGCUACUGCGAGGGCAGACGGUUCUCAUGCAGCACCAGGGUUUGUGAUGCAGUGUGCGGUGUGUAUGGCGACGGCCACUACGUCACCUUCGAUGACAAGAGGUUUGACUUCAGUGGACAGUGUGGAUACAGCCUCCUCCAGGACUACUGUGGAGCGGCUCAGGCCAAUGGAAGCUUCAGGAUUAUCAGCGAGAAUGUUCCGUGUGGAACCACAGGAACAACCUGCUCCAAGUCCAUCAAGAUCUUCCUGGAGGAGAAUGAAUUCCAGCUGAAGGAGGAGAACUUUCACGUGAUCAAGAGCAGCCGGCAGGUGUCGCCUGCUCAGGUGCACAAUAUGGGUCUGUACCUGGUGCUGACCCUCAAGCCAGGACUUGUGCUCAUGUGGGACAAGAAGACCAGUCUUUUCAUCAAACUGGCUCCACGCUUCCAGGGUCAGGUCUGCGGCCUGUGCGGCAACUAUGACGGCAACAUAAGGAACGACUUCACCAAACGCUCCCAAGAGGUCGUGACGGACGUCCUGGAGUUUGGGAACAGUUGGAAGGCGUCGCCCAGCUGCCCCGACGCCCAGCUCAUCAAGGACCCCUGCAGUGCCAACCGCUACCGAGCAGCGUGGGCCCAGAGACGAUGUAGCGUCAUCAUCAGUGCCACCUUCCGCAGGUGUCACUCACAGGUGGAUCCAGGUCCAUACUACGACGCCUGCGUGAGAGACUCCUGUGCUUGUGACAGCGGUGGCGACUGCGAGUGUUUCUGUACGGCGGUGGCGGCUUACGCCAAAGCUUGCAACGAGGCUGGAGCCUGUGUCUCGUGGAGAACGCCCAAACUGUGUCCAAUUUUCUGUGACUACUACAAUGCCCCCGCUGGCUGCGCAUGGCACUACAAGCCCUGUGGCACAAACUGCAUGAAGACGUGUAGGAAUCCUUCUGGGAAUUGUUCCGAUCUCAUCACCGGACUAGAAGGUUGUUAUCCACAGUGUCCUUCGAGCCAAGCGUACUUUGAUGAAGACACAAUGUCAUGUGUGUCCUGGGAGCAGUGCGGUUGCUACGACAACCAGGGCAUCCAUUACAGCCUCUCAGAUGUGGUUCCCACUGACAACUGUUACACUUGCUCCUGUACAGUCGCAGGAAUACAGUGUAGCUACAAGGUCCACACGUGCACAUGCUUCAUUAACGGUAAAACCUACACUUACGGCGCAACCAUCUACAACACCACGGAUGGGCUAGGAAACUGCAUGACGGCGACAUGUGGAGCCAAUAACACAAUGAACAGGAGCGUGCAUCCCUGCUUUACAACCAUUAGCCCUGGACAGCAAACUACACCCUUCACUUUCAGCACAGCUGAAGAAACGACUUCUGUUGUUAUUCUCACCACAUCAUCGCCAAAGAAAAGCACAGCUGAACCAAGAGAAACCACAACCUCAAGGGUAACUACCAGUAUACCUAAAGGAACAACCACCACAGAGACGACAACAAAAUACAUACCAUUCCCAACCGUAUUCACCACGGGCCCAUCAACCACUUCUACCACAUCACCUGGCAAAACUACAACCUCUGUACCAGCUGGCACAACAAUAACAAUGGAAAACCAAGGAACGACGCCCCAACCUUCUAUAGGUACCACCACCACCACCAAAGUACCAUCAACAACCACAUUUGGAACUACCACUCCACCUGGAGAAACCACUACAAGACAGAGAACGACUGUUGAAGGUGAGACAACAUCUGGAAUCACCACUGGACCAACAACCACUUCUACCACAAUACCUGGCAAAACUACAACCUCAUCACCAGGUCUGACAACAACAACUACGGAAAGCACAGGAACAACAUCCCAACCCUCUGUAAGUACCACAACCACCAAAGUGCCAUCAACAACCCCAUUUGGAACAACCACUCGACAUGGAGAAACCACAACAGGGCUCAGAACAACUGUAGAAGGUGAGACAACAACAUCAAGAAUCACCACUGGCCCAACAACCACUUCUACCACCAUACCUGGCAAAACUACAGUUGCAGCAUCAGGUGGAACAACUACGGACACGACAGGAACAACAUCCCAACCCUCUGUGGGUACCACGACCACCAAAGUACCAUCAACAACCACAUUCAAAACAACUACUCAACCUGGGGAAACCACUACAAGACAGAGAACAACUGUAGAAGGUGAGACAACAACAUCAAGAAUCACCACUGGCCCAACAACCACUUCUACCACAAUACCUGGCAAAACUACAGUUGCAGCAUCAGGUGGAACAACAACCACUACGGAAAACACAGGAACAACAUCCCAACCCUCUGUAGGUACGACAACCACCAAAGUACCAUCAACAACCAAAUUUGGAACUACCACUCGACCUGGAGAAACCACUAAAAGACAGACAACGACUGUCGAAGGUGAGAAAACAACAUUAGGAUUCACCACUGGACCGACAACCACAAGAUCUGGAACUACUACACGACCAGGAGAAACCACUACAGGACCGAGAACGACUGUCAAAGGGGGUACAACAUCUGGAAUCACCACUGGAAGAACAACCACUUUCACCACAAUACCUGGCCAAACUACAACCUCAGCACCAGGUGGGACAACGACAACUACGGAAAGCACAGGAAUAACAUCCCAACCAUUGGUGGGUACCACGACCACCAAAGUACCAUCAACAACCAUAUUUGGAACUACUAACCAACCUGGAGAAACCACUACAAGACAAAGAACAACUGUUGAAGGUGAAACAACAACACUUGGAUUCACCACUAGCCCAACAACCACUUCUACCACAAUAUCUGGCCAAACUACAACCUCAGCACCAGGUGGAACAACAACAACUACGGAAACCACAGGAACAACAUCAGAACCCCCUGUUGGUACCACGACCACCAAAGUACCAUCAACAACCACAUUCGAAACUACGACUCAACUUGGAGAAACCACUACAAGACAAAGAACAACUGUUGAAGGUGACAGAACAACACCAAGCUUCAACACGAGCCCAACAACCACUUCUACCACAAUACCUGGCCAAACUACAACCUCAGCACCAGGUGGAACAACUACGGAAACGAAAGGAACAACAUCCCAACCAUCGGUGGGUACUACGACCACCAACGUACCAUCAACAACCACAUUUGAAACUACCACUCGACCUGGAGAAACCACUACAAAACAGACAACGACUGUCCAAGGUGAGAAAACCACACUUGGAUUCACCACUGGACCAACAACUACUUCAACCACAAGAUCUGGAUCUACUACACAACCAGCAGAAACCACCACAGGACCGAGAACUACUGUCAAAGGUGAGACAACAACAUCUCGAAUCACCACUGGACCAACAACCACUUCUACCACAAUACCUGGCCAAACUACAACCUCAGCACCAGGUGGGACAUUGACAACUACGGAAACCACAGGAACAACAUCAGAACCCCCUGUUGGUACCACAACCACCAAAGUACCAUCAACAACCACAUUCGAAACUAUGACUCAACCUGGAGAAACCACUACAAGACAAAGAACAACUGUUGAAGGUGACAGAACAACACCAAGCUUCACCACUAGCCCAACAACCACUUCUACCACAAUACCUGGUCAAACUACAACCUCAGCACUAGGUGGGACAACAACAACUACGGAAAGAACAGGAACAACAUCUGAACCCGAUGUUGGUACCACGACCACCAACGUACCAUCAACAACCACAUUUGGAACUACCACUCAACCUGGAGAAACCACUACAAGACAAAGAACAACUGUUGAAGGUGACAGAACAACACCAAGCUUCACCACUAGCCCAACAACCACUUCUACCACAAUACCUGGCCAAACUACAACAACCUCAGCACCAGGUGGAACAACUACGGAAACGACAGGAACAACAUCCCAACCAUCGGUGGGUACUACGACCACCAACAUACCAUCAACAACCACAUUUGGAACUACCACUCGACCUGGAGAAACCACAACAAGACAGACAACGACUGUUAAAGGUGAGAAAACCACACCUGGCUUCACCACUGGAAGAACAACCACUUUCACCACAAUACCUGGCCAAACUACAACCUCAGCACCGGAAAGCACAGAAACAACAUCCCAACCAUUGGUGGGUACCACAACCACCAAAGUACUAUCAACAACCACACUUGGAACUACCAUUCGACCAGAAGAAACCACUACAGGACCGAGAACAACUGUCAAAGGUGAGACAACAUCCGGAAUCACCACUGGACCAACAACCACUUCUACUACAAUACCUGGCAUAACUACAACCUCAGCACUAGGUGGGACAACAACAAAUACGGAAAGAACAGGAACAACAUCUGAACCCUAUGUUGGUACCACGACCACCAAAGUACCAUCAACAACCACAUUCGGAACUACGACUCAACCUGGAGAAACCACUACAAGGCAGACAACAACUGUUGAAGGUGAGAGAACAACCCUUGGAUUCACCACUAGCCCAACAACCACUUCUACCACAAUAUCUGGCCAAACUACAACCUCAGCACCAGGUGGAACAACAACAACUACUACAGCAAGCACAGGAACAACAUCCCAGCCCUCUGUGGGUACUACGACCACCAAAGUACCAUCAACAACCACAUUUGGAACAACCACUCAACCUGGAGAAACCACUACAAGACAGACAACGACUGUCCAAGGUGAGAAAACCACACUUGGAUUCACCACUGGACCAACAACUACUUCAACCACAAGAUCUGGAUCUACUACACAACCAGGAGAAACCACCACAGGACCGAGAACUACUGUCAAAGGUGAGACAACAACAUCUCGAAUCACCACUGGACCAACAACCACUUCUACCACAAUACCUGGCCAAACUACAACCUCAGCACUAGGUGGAACAACAACAAAUACGGAAAGCACAGGAACAACAUCCCAACCCUCUGUGGGUACUACGACCACCAAAGUACCAUCAACAACCACAUUUGGAACUACUACUCGACCUGGAGAAACCACUACAAGACACAGAACAACUGUCGAAGGUGAGACUACAACACCUGGCUUCACCACUGGCCCAACAACCUCAAUAUCCCAACCCACUGUUGGUACCACUACAACCUCAGCACCGGGUGGGACAACAACAACUACCGAAAGAACAGGAACAACAUCCCAACCCUCUGUGAGUACCACGACCACCAAAGUACCAUCAACAGCAUCAGUCCAAACUACUACCCGACCUGGAGAAACCACUACAAGACAGAGAACGACUGUAGAAGGUGAGACAACAACACCUGGCUUCCUCUCUGGCCCAACGACCACUUCUACCACAAUACCUGGCCAAACUACAACCUCAGCACUAGGUGGAACAACAACAACUACGAAAAGCACAGGAACAACUUCCCAGCCCUCUGUGGGUACCACGACCACCAAAGUACCAUCAACAACCACAUUUGGAACAACCACUCAACCAGGAGAAACCACUACAAGACAGACAACGACUGUUAAAGGUGAGAAAACCACACCUGGCUUCACCACUGGCUCAACAACCACUUCUACCACAAUACCUGGCCAAACUACAACCACAGCACCAGGUGGAACAAAUCCAACAACGGAAACGACAGGAGCAACAUCCCAACUCUCCCGGAGUACCACAACUGCAAUAGUACCAUCAUCAACCACAUUUGGAACUACCACUCGACCAGAAGAAACUACUACAGGACCGAGAACAACUGUCAAAGGUGAGACAACAACAUCCCGAAUCAACACAGGACCAUCAACCACUUCUACCACAAUACCUGGCCAAACUACAACCUCAGCACUAGGCGGAACAACAACAAAUACGGAAAGCACGGGAAAAACAUCCCAACCCUCUGUGAGUACCACGACCACCAAAGUGCCAUCAACAACCACAGUCCGAACUACUACUCGACCAGGAGAAACCACUACAAGACAGAGAACGACUGUUGAAGGUGAGACAACAACACCUGGUUUCACCACUAGCCCAACAACCACUUCUACCACAAUAUCUGGCCAAACUACAACCUCAGCACCAGGUGGAACAACAACAACUACUACAGCAAGCACAGGAACAACAUCCCAGCCCUCUGUGGUUACCACGACCACCAACGUACCAUCAACAACCACAUUUGGAACAACCACUCAACCUGGAGAAACCACUACAAGACAGACACCGACUGUCCAAGGUGAGAAAACCACACUUGGAUUCACCACUGGACCAACAACUACUUCAACCACAAGAUCUGGAUCUACUACACAACCAGGAGAAACCACCACAGGACCGAGAACUACUGUCAAAGGUGAGACAACAACAUCUCGAAUCACCACUGGACCAACAACCACUUCUACCACAAUACCUGGCCAAACUACAACCUCAGCACUAGGUGGAACCACAACAAAUACGGAAAGCACAGGAACAACAUCCCAACCCUCUGUGGGUACCACGACCACCAAAGUACCAUCAACAACCACAUUUGGAACUACUACUCGACCUGGAGAAACCACUUCAAGACACAGAACAACUGUCGAAGGUGAGACUACAACACCUGGCUUCACCACUGGCCCAACAACCUCAAUAUCCCAACUCACUGUUGGUACCACUACAACCUCAGCACCAGGUGGGACAACAACAACUACCGAAAGAACAGGAACAACAUCCCAACCCUCUGUGAGUACCACGACCACCAAAGUACCAUCAACAGCAUCAGUCCAAACUAAUACCCGACCUGGAGAAACCACUACAAGACAGAGAACGACUGUCGAAGGUGAGACAACAACACCUGGCUUCCUCUCUGGCCCAACGACCACUUCUACCACAAUACCUGGCCAAACUACAACCUCAGCACUAGGUGGAACAACAACAACUACGAAAAGCACAGGAACAACUUCCCAGCCCUCUGUGGGUACCACGACCACCAAAGUACCAUCAACAACCACAUUUGGAACAACCACUCAACCAGGAGAAACCACUACAAGACAGACAACGACUGUUAAAGGUGAGAAAACCACACCUGGCUUCACCACUGGCUCAACGACCACUUCUACCACAAUACCUGGCCAAACUACAACCACAGCACCAGGUGGAACAAAUCCAACAACGGAAACGACAGGAGCAACAUCCCAACUCUCCCGGAGUACCACAACUGCAAUAGUACCAUCAUCAACCACAUUUGGAACUACCACUCGACCAGAAGAAACUACUACAGGACCGAGAACAACUGUCAAAGGUGAGACAACAACAUCCCGAAUCAACACAGGACCAUCAACCACUUCUACCACAAUACCUGGCCAAACUACAACCUCAGCACUAGGCGGAACAACAACAAAUACGGAAAGCACGGGAAAAACAUCCCAACCCUCUGUGAGUACCACGACCACCAAAGUGCCAUCAACAACCACAGUCCGAACUACUACUCGACCAGGAGAAACCACUACAAGACAGAGAACGACUGUUGAAGGUGAGACAACAACACCUGGUUUCACCACUAGCCCAACAACCACUUCUACCACAAUAUCUGGCCAAACUACAACCUCAGCACCAGGUGGAACAACAACAACUACUACAGCAAGCACAGGAACAACAUCCCAACCCUCUGUGGGUACCAUGACCACCAAAGUACCAUCAACAACCAAAUUUGGAACUACUACUCGACCUGGAGAAACCACUACAAGACACAGAACAACUGUCGAAGGUGAGACUACAACACCUGGCUUCACCACUGGCCCAACAACCUCAAUAUCCCAACCCACUGUUGGUACCACUACAACCUCAGCACCGGGUGGGACAACAACAACUACCGAAAGAACAGGAACAACAUCCCAACCCUCUGUGAGUACCACGACCACCAAAGUACCAUCAACAGCAUCAGUCCAAACUACUACCCGACCUGGAGAAACCACUACAAGACAGACAACGACUGUUAAAGGUGAUAAAACCACACCUGGCUUCACCACUGGCUCAACAACCACUUCUACCACAAUACCUGGCCAAACUACAACCUCAGCAGCAGGUGGAACAACAACAAAUCCGGAAAGCACAGGAACAACAUCCCAACCCUCUGUGGGUACCACGACCACCAAAGUACCAUCGUCAACCACAUCUGGAACUACCACUCGACCGGAAGAAACUACAACAGGACAGCGAACAACUGUAGAAGGUGAGACAACGAUAUCUGGAAUCACCACUGGGCCUACGAUCACUUCUACCUCAAUAACCAGCAAAACUACUACCUUAGCACCAGGUGGAAUGACAACAACUACAGAGAGUACAGGAAUAACAACCCAAUCCUCUGUGGGUACCACGACCACCAAAGUACCAUCAACAACCACAUUUGGAACUACUACUCGACCUGCAGAAACCAGUACAAGACAGAGAACAACUGUAGCAGGAGACGCAACAACACCUGGCUUCACCACUCGCCCAACAACCACAAUAACCAGCAAAACUACAACCUCAGAACCAGGUGGAACAACAACAACUUUGGAAAACACAGGAACAACAUCUCAACACUCUUUGAGCACCACAACUACCAAAGUAGGGGUUGUCACUCAAAGACCACAAACAACAGUGGUGAUUACACAGCCUUCUGUUUUGACCACCACUGUUUUGAGUCCUACGAGUGUUUCGGGAACCACAAUUAGUAGGCCAGUAACACAAACACUUCCUGGUAGUUCCGCUGUGUACACCAGCAGUGCAGUCGGUACUGGUCAAGCUGGAACCACAGUGUCUACUUUUUCACCCCCGUCCACCACAAUAUGUUCCUGUUUAUUCAAUGGAACCACGUACAGUCCUGGUGACAUGGUGUACAAUGUGACGGAUGGGCUAGGCUGGUGUUUCAUUGCCUACUGCAACACAAGCUGUAAAAUUGAUACACAUUACAGUUUGUGUUCAACAACGGUACCCAGCACGACCGCAUGGUCAACCACUCCAGAGUCCAGGACCACCACAACGCCAUCAAUUUCAACAUCAUCCAUGCCCCCGCCCACAGGCAGCUUGGACUGCACUAAUGCGUUUCCAUCAAGAAAGAAUGGCGAGUCCUGGGAAGUCAACAAGUGCACCAUAGCGACGUGCAGCAACGGCAUGGUCACAGAGUCACAGGCGGUCUGUCCCAAGACGCAAGAACUCAUCUGUGCCAAUGGACGUCAAGCCAUCAAGGUCUACGACUCCAAUGGCUGCUGCUUCCACUAUGAAUGUCAAUGCGUGUGCGGCAUCUGGGGCGGCCGCCACUACAUGACGUUUGACGGAAAGUCCUUCACUUUCCAUGAGAACUGCUCUUACUACCUGGUGAAGGAGAUCCUGGGCAAACACCAGCUGACCAUGGUGGUAAACAAGCACCACUGCGACCCCUCAGACGGCACCUUUUGCCCUCAGGCUCUGAAUAUAACAUAUAAGUCCUCACACGUGCUUCUGACUCAGAGGAGGACUAAGGGGAACGUCAACAAUGUGGUGUAUGUGAACGGGAAGCGCAUUUAUCCCGCUUGGAGCAACCCAGUGCUGCGCAUCACCAGCUCGGACUUGGUGAUCACACUGGAGAUAGCAGAGAUCCAGAGCCUGGUGGUCUACAGGGGCUCAUCUUUUACUAUCCACGUGCCCAACUCCCUCUUUGCUGGCAACACGGAGGGACAGUGCGGGACGUGCGACAACUCCCAGACCAACGACUGCCGCUCGCCCAACGGUCAGGUGGAGAGCUGCUCAGACUCCGCGGACCGCUGGCUUGUCCCGGGAACGCCGUGCGUCACGCCCACCGGCUCGCCAGUCGUCACUAUGACAACUGCAUUCACGCCGUCGCCCUCGCCCACACAGGCUGCUUGCAAGCCCGCCAUCUGUGACCUGAUCACCAGCAGCGUGUUUGCACCUUGCCACGCCGUCAUACCUCCUGGACCUUUUGUGGCAUCAUGUGUGUCUGACGUGUGCAACAACGCCGAGGACUCCUGCUCCAGUUUGGAGGCGUAUGCCACCCAGUGUUCCAGUGGGGGGGUGUGUGUGGACUGGAGGAACCACACAGACGGCCGUUGUGAAAUCACGUGUCCACACGACCAAGUCUUCAUGGCCUGUGGCCCUCUUGUGGAGCCGACGUGCAACGACAGGUACAACAAACUCUUCCAAGCUCAGUCCGCCGAGGUAUCCCGCAGGGCCAAGGAGGGCUGCUUCUGUCCACACGGCACCAUCUUGUUCAACAGCGUCCAUGACACUUGUGUCACUUCCUGUGACUGUGUGGGACCUGAUGGCAAACCCAAACAGCCCGGCGACAGGUGGACGAGCGACUGCAACACGUGUCGGUGCGACACAGACUCCAUGAGCAUCCAGUGCGAGCCCGUCCCGUGUCCGCCUGCUCGCAACCUGCCGUGCAGCGAGGCCGGCCUGCAGCUCGUCAACGAGACGGACGGCUGCUGCGCCACGCAGUCAUGUGAAUGUCACAGCGACUUGUGCCCCCCACCUCUGACCUGCUCGCUGGGCUUCAAGGUCAACGUCACCAAUGGCGCCUGCUGCUUGUCCUACACCUGUGAGCCUAAAGGCGUGUGUGUAUAUGACAUGACGGAGUACAAGCCUGGCAGCAAAAUAGUGACCCCACAACGUCCAUCAGAACCUCCAUCAGAAGCUCCAUCAGAAGCACCCAGCAUAUCAAAGCAGGUUGUGGAAACAACAGCGCCUCCAUCAGGACCACCUGGAACUACACCGCAGCCUUUUAAAGUGGGGCCGUGCCAGGACUGCUACUGUGGGCGUGACACAGACCCCCUCACCGGACUCAACGCCAUCACGUGCACGCCCGUCGUCUGCCAAACCGACUGCUCUGAGGGUUUCCAGUACCGCCCCUUGUUGGCCCGGUGUUGUGGCGAGUGUGUGCAGACAAGCUGCCUUGUCGUCACGCCUGGCAACACAACGCACGCCAUCGCGGUCAACAGCACGUUUGUGCCGCCUGGCGACUCGUGCACCAAGUUCACCUGCGAGAGCAUCAAUGGACGGCUGGUUACCAAGGAGACCAAGACCACCUGCCCCCCUUUUGACCCACUGGACUGUGAGCCUGGCACGGAGACGACAGACAAAGAUGGCUGCUGCCAACGCUGUCGGCUGCGUGGCUUCUGUGAGGUCCGAACGCAAGCCAGCGUGGUGGAGGUGAACGGCUGUCGCAGCAGCGCUCCCGUCAACGUGACAUCCUGCGUGGGCCGCUGCGGAAGCUCGUCCACGUACUCCUCGGCUGCCAACGCCAUGACGCACCAGUGCCAGUGCUGCCGCCAGGGCGCCACCAGUCGGCGACUGCUGGAACUGACGUGUCCCGACGGCUCCAAGUUGCAGCACGGCGCCACGGUGGUGGAGACGUGUCGCUGCAGCGAGGCCGCUUGCGUGUCCACCGGCACCGGCGAACCAAGGAGGCGCCGCUGAGCAACUACUUCCUCCUCUUCCUCAAUGACUGAAGCUUUCAUCCCGCACCGACUUCACUUGGCAUUUCUGGAACUCUUCUACCGGUUACAAGGUCACCUGAUAUGUCAUGCAUUUAUUAUACACCGUCAUUAUACACCAUGAUUAUACACCAGGAUUAUACACCAGGAUUAUACACCGUGAUUAUACACCAUGAUUAUACACCGUGAUUUUACACCAGGAUUAUAACCUUGAUUAUACACCAUGAUUAUACACCAUGAUUAUACACCAGGAUUAUACACCAUGAUUAUACACCAUGAUUAUACACCAUGAUUAUACACCAUGAUUAUACACCAUGAUUAUACACCAUGAUUAUACACCGUGAUUUUACACCGGGAUUAUACACCAGGAUUAUGACCUUGAUUAUACACCAUGAUUAUACACCAUGAUUUUACACCGGGAUUAUACACCGGGAUUAUAACCUUGAUUAUACACCAUGAUCAAACACCUUGAUUAUACACCUUGAUUAUACACCGUGAUUAUACACCGUGAUUAUACACCAUGAUUAUACACCUUGAUUAUACACCAUGAUUAUACACCAUGAUUAUACACCGUGAUUAUACACCGUGAUUAUACACCAUGAUUAUACACCAUGAUUAUACACCAUGAUUAUACACCGUGAUUAUACACCGUGAUUAUACACCAUGAUUAUACACCGUGAUUAUACACCUUGAUUAUACACCGUGAUUAUACACCGUGAUUAUACACCUUGAUUAUACACCAUGAUUAUACACCAUGAUUAUACACCUUGAUUAUACACCGUGAUUAUACACCAUGAUUAUACACCAUGAUUAUACACCGUGAUUAUACACCUUGAUUAUACACCGUGAUUAUACACCGUGAUUAUACACCAUGAUUAUACACCGUGAUUAUACACCAUGAUUAUACACCAUGAUUAUACACCAUGAUUAUACACCGUGAUUAUACACCAUGAUUAUACACCAUGAUUAUACACCAUGAUUAUACACCGUGAUUAUACACCAUGAUUUCUACAGCCUCUGUAAUGUGUUUGCUGGAAGAUGUGAUCCUUAUUCUUGCUAAUCAGACAAUA